AUGUUCGCCCGAUCAAUGUUGAGGUCCGCCGGACCACUCCGCCAGAGCAUCCGGAGCUACGCGACCGAAGCACCCAGCAAAUCCUCCUCAACGCCGUUCAUCGUCGGUGCCGCAGCCGUGGGUACCGGCAUCCUCGGCUACACCUUUUUGGGCAACAACAAAGUCGCGGCUGACGCACCCAAGCCGUCCGACGACGCCAAGUACGGCGCUUCAAAGAUUGGAGAUGGGUCCAAGGCCUUCACCGGCGGAGACCAGGGAUUCAUUAGUCUCAAGCUCGCCGAGGUCCACGAAUACAACCACAAUACCAAGAUCCUCAAGUUCGCACUGCCGGACCCUGAACAGGUCUCCGGAUUGAGCGUUGCAUCUGCCGUUAUCACAAAAUACCAACCUCCGAAUGGAGAGAAACCGAUCAUUAGGCCGUAUACGCCCAUCAAUGAUGAAGAUGUCAAAGGUUACUUGGAGCUCCUCGUCAAGGUCUACCCGAACGGUCCGAUGUCUGAACACAUGCACUCGAUGGUGCCUCCGCAAAGACUUGACUUCAAGGGUCCUAUUCCGAAAUACCCCUGGGCGCCCAACAAGCAUGAUCACAUCACCCUGAUCGCCGGCGGCACUGGGAUCACGCCCAUGUACCAGCUGAUCCGGACCAUCUUCAAGAACCCCGAGGACAAGACCAAGGUAUCUUUGAUCUACGGCAACGUGACAGAAGCGGACAUCCUGCUCAAGGAGGAGCUGGAGAAGAUUGAAAACGAGUUCCCCCAACGGUUCCGCGCCUUCUAUCUAUUGGACAACCCCCCGCCCAGCUGGCCGUACGGCAAAGGCUUCAUCAGCAAGGAAUUGGUCAAGACCGUGGCCCCGGACCCGAAGAGCGGAAACAUCAAGAUCUUUGUCUGUGGCCCUCCAGGCAUGUACAAGGCCGUCAGUGGCAACAAGACCAGUCCCCAGGACCAGGGCGAGUUGAGCGGAAUCCUCAAGGACCUGGGCUACACCAAGGACCAGGUGUUCAAGUUCUAG
Messenger RNA from Capronia coronata CBS 617.96, 1011 nucleotides. RefSeq names its product cytochrome-b5 reductase. The record is from RefSeq and is a predicted model, not a curated record. The transcript has 4 exons. Lineage: Eukaryota; Fungi; Ascomycota; Eurotiomycetes; Chaetothyriales; Herpotrichiellaceae. The coding region runs from base 1 to 1011 and encodes 336 amino acids. Gene Ontology annotation, molecular function: cytochrome-b5 reductase activity, acting on NAD(P)H. Gene Ontology annotation, biological process: ergosterol biosynthetic process.